Messenger RNA from Macrosiphum euphorbiae (potato aphid), 609 nucleotides. The record is from the annotation of a GenBank genome assembly. NCBI's taxonomy places the organism in Eukaryota, Metazoa, Arthropoda, Insecta, Hemiptera, Aphididae.
AUGUCAACGCCACAACCUCUAUAUUAUAAAAAUAUGUCAAGAUGUGUCAUUAUUGGUUGUAAAUCCAAAGGUCUAGUAUGCCACCGUUUUCCAAAUGCAAACAGAUACUUGGAAAGACUUCUAAAAUGGAUUGAUAUCAUUGGUUUGGAUAAAAGUGAUGCAUUAUCUAUUUACCAAAAAAAGGUAAUUUGUGCUGAUCAUUUUGAGGACAGUUGUUCGAGUCCGGGCACAAAAAGUCUCAACGUUAAUGCCUAUCCAACAUUGAAUCUACCAGGUCAACAGUUAUUACCAGUAGAAGAUAUAACAGUACCAGCAAAUGUUAGUACUUCAAAUGUCAAAAUUCAUAAAGUUGCUGAUAUUAAUGUAUCUGGCUCUGAAGUUGCUGAUAUUUAUGUAUCUGGCUCUGAAGUUAAUGAUCUAAAUGUAUCUGGCUGUGAACUUUUUGAAAAUGAAUUUGAAAACACACCUUCCAAUUGCAAAAAUUUAAAAGUUUCUCCAUCCGUACUACGUGUAAUGAAUGAUGGUGAUGUAAUAUCAAUGCAUGUUGGCAAUAGUAAUGCUGUUAGUAGUUCAUUAAAAGCUAAAAAGACAAAUAAUGCUAUAGGUUAG